UCACUACACAGCACUAUUCUUUGUCUCACUACACAGCACUAUUCUUUGUCUCACACACACAGCACUAUUCUUUGUCUCACUACACAGCACUAUUCUUUGUCUCACAGCACUAUUCUUUGUCUCACUACACAGCACUAUUCUUUGUCUCACUACACACAGCACUAUUCUUUGUCUCAUUACACAGCACUAUUCUUUGUCUCACUACACAGCACUAUUCUUUUUUGUAUUCUUUGUCUCAUUACACACAGCACUAUUCUUUGUUUCACUACACAGCACUAUUCUUUCUCUCACUACACAGCACUAUUCUUUGUCUCAUUACACAGCACUAUUCUUUGUCUCAUUACACAGCACUAUUCUUUGUUUCACUACACAGCACUAUUCUUUGUCUCACUACACAGCACUAUUCUUUGUCUCACUACACAGCACUAUUCUUUGUCUCACUAAUCACAGCACUAUUCUUUGUCUCACUGCACAGCACUAUUCUUUGUCUCACUACACAGCACUAUUCUUUGUCUCACUACACAGCACUAUUCUUUGUCUCACUACACAGCACUAUUCUUUGUCUCACUACACAGCACUAUUCUUUGUCUCACUACACAGCACUAUUCUUUGUCUCACUACACAGCACUAUUCUUUGUCUCACUACACAGCACUAUUCUUUGUCUCACUACACAGCACUAUUCUUUGUCUCACUACACAGCACUAUUCUUUGUCUCAUUACACAGCACUAUUCUUUGUCUCACUACACAGCACUAUUCUUUGUCUCACUACACAGCACUAUUCUUUGUCUCACUACACAGCACUAUUCUUUGUCUCACUACACAGCACUAUUCUUUGUCUCACUACACAGCACUAUUCUUUGUCUCACUACACAGCACUAUUCUUUGUCUCACUACACAGCACUAUUCUUUGUCUCACUACACAGCACUAUUCUUUGUCUCACUACACAGCACUAUUCUUUGUCUCACUACACAGCACUAUUCUUUGUCUCACUACACAACACUAUUCUUUGUCUCAGUACACAGCACUAUUCUUUGUCUCACUACACAGCACUAUUCUUUGUCUCAUUACAGAGCACUAUUCUUUGUCUCACACAGCACAUUCUUUUGUCUCAUUACAGACACUAUUCUUUGUCUCACUACACAGCACUAUUCUUUGUCUCACUACACAGCACUUUUCUUUGUCUCACUACACAGCACUAUUCUUUGUCUCACUACACAGCACUAUUCUUUGUCUCAUUACAUCAUAGCACUAUUCUUUGUCUCACUACACAGCACUAUUCUUUGGUUCAUUACAUCAUAGCACUAUUCUUUGGCUCACUACACAGCACUAUUCUUUGUCUUAUUACAUCAUAGCACUAUUCUUUGUCUCAUUACACAGCACUAUUCUUUGUUUCACUACACAGCACUAUUCUUUCUCUCACUACACAGCACUAUUCUUUGUCUCAUUACACAGCACUAUUCUUUGUCUCAUUACACAGCACUAUUCUUUGUUUCACUACACAGCACUAUUCUUUGUCUCACUACACAGCACUAUUCUUUGUCUCACUGCACAGCACUAUUCUUUGUCUCACUACACAGCACUAUUCUUUUUGUCUAUUCUUUCACUACACAGCACUAUUCUUUGUCUCACACACAGCACUAUUCUUUUUGUCUCACUACACAGCACUAUUCUUUGUCUCACUACACAGCACUAUUCUUUGUCUCACUCACACAGCACUAUUCUUUGUCUCACUACACAGCACUAUUCUUUGUCUCACUACACAGCACUAUUCUUUGUCUCAUUACACAGCACUAUUCUUUGUCUCACUGCACAGCACUAUUCCUUGGCUCACUACACAGCACUAUUCUUUGUCUCACUACAGAGCACUAUUCUUUGUCUCAUUACACAGCACUAUUCUUUGUCUCAUUACAUCAUAGCACUAUUCUUUGUCUGUCUACAUCACAGCACUAUUCUUUGUCUCACAUACACAGCACUAUUCUUUGUCUCACUACACACAGCACUAUUCUUUGUCUCAUUACACACAGCACUAUUCUUUGUUUGUCUCUUUGUCUCACUACAGCACUAUUCUUUGUCUCAUUACACAGCACUAUUCUUUGUCUCAUUACACAGCACUAUUCUUUGUCUCACUACACAGCACUAUUCUUUGUCUCACUACACAGCACUAUUCUUUGUCUCACUACACAGCACUAUUCUUUGUCUCACUACACAGCACUAUUCUUUGUCUCACUACACAGCACUAUUCUUUGUCUCACUGCACAGCACUAUUCUUUGUCUCACUACACAGCACUAUUCUUUGUCUCACUGCACAGCACUAUUCUUUGUCUCACUACACAGCACUAUUCUUUGUCUAUCUACACAGUAAUAUUCUUUGUCUCACUACACAGCACUAUUCUUUUUCCCACAACGCAGCACUAUUCUUUGUCUUACUACGUAGGACUAUUCUUUGUCUCACUACACAGCACUAUUCUUUGUCUCACUACACAGCACUAUUCUUUGUCUCACUGCACAGCACUAUUCCUUGUUUC
Molecule: messenger RNA, 2528 nt
Organism: Pocillopora meandrina
Lineage: Eukaryota; Metazoa; Cnidaria; Anthozoa; Scleractinia; Pocilloporidae
Source: the annotation of a GenBank genome assembly